AUGAGCUUAGAGUCCACCACAACCCAAGCCUUUCCUCAGCAAGAUUAAUUCUUCCAUCAUUUUACCUUGCUCUUCUGCUGAACAUCCACUGCUUCCUAUCCAAAUUCCCGGAGCCUUCGCUUGUCCAAUUUCCAAAAGCAGGCGCAUCGAUAAUUGGAGAUGGAUCGGGUGAGGAGUUUAGCCUCGCAACGAGCUGUGGUGAUCUUCAGCAAGAGCUCGUGCUGCAUGUCCCACGCUGUCAAGAGGCUCUUUUGUGAGCUUGGCGUCAACCCUGCCGUCUAUGAGCUCGACGAGGUACGUGGUGGGAAAGAGAUGGAGAGGGCGCUCGUCCAGCUUCUCGGACGCAGUCCACCGGUGCCUGCCGUUUUUAUCGGUGGCAAUCUUGUUGGAUCCACAGACAGUAUCAUGUCCCUUCACCUUGGUGGUAACUUGGUCUCGUUGCUCCGAGAUGCAGGUGCUCUUUGGCUCUAGACAUGAGGAGCUACUUCUGAUAAAUAACGAGAGAGAGAGAGAGAGAGAGAGAGAGAGAGAGAGAAACAAGUAUUGGCAUGCAUGUAUUAGAGAGUGAGGUUAAGAGAGUACUGACGUUUCUUCUUCUUGUUGUUCUUCUUCUUCUCUUGAUGGAAAAAUAGGCCAUAUCAUGCUUUGGU
Molecule: messenger RNA, 650 nt
Organism: Phoenix dactylifera (date palm)
Lineage: Eukaryota; Viridiplantae; Streptophyta; Magnoliopsida; Arecales; Arecaceae
Product: glutaredoxin-C1-like
Source: RefSeq, a predicted model, not a curated record